AUGCUUUUAGAGCUGAGAGAGAGGAAAAGCUUUUCACUGAGCAUAGUGAUAAGUUCGACGCCUUUCCAAGUGGCAUCGUACACUAAAGCAAUCAAAGUGACUGUGGAUGGACCCAGAGAACCACGAUCCAAAUCAAACUUCAACUACCUAGGCCAACACCCAGGGGCGUUUGGACCGUUUGCCAUGCUGCCUCCCCAGUGGCUAGAUGCCACAUAUCUCAGCUACGCCUGGCCUGAGUACUUCCGACGGCCUCCAACAGCCGCCUCCGACCUGUAUAAACUGCCUCCAACAGCCGCCCCCGACCUGUGCAAACUGCCUCCGCCCCCGGGUGGGGCGGUGCCGCCUCCGAUGCAUCACCAGGCUGCUGGUGUCAAAGGUCUUCCGAACCCCGCCUCCGCCGACUUCUUCCUACCGCCUCCAGGUCUAGCUCUCACACCCGCCUCCCUCUACCCGCACCCGCUUCUCCACCCCCACUACCCGCCCCCGAUGACCGCCGAUCUACUGAUGGCUGCAGCAUCACCCGUGCUUGGCGCCGCAACCUCGCCAAUACCGCUCCCGUGUCUAGGAGACCCAGUUCGCCCAAUGCAGUCUCCGGGUCUCGGAGACCCAGUUCGCCAAUGCCGCCCCCGGAUCUAGGAGACCGCCCCGCGGUCUGAGUGGGGCGUCUAGCGGUAGUGAGGAUAGUGACGGUGGAUCGCCUGAAUUGACCGCGCGGUCUGCGUUUCAACAGGUCCGUCCAGCGGCCGUCAAAUCACGACCAGCAAGUCCCGAAAUCAACGUGACGUCACCGGCACCUCCGACGACAACGCACGACGACACACAACGACCGUCGUACGACACACGACGACCGACAUACGACGACGACA
Molecule: messenger RNA, 866 nt
Organism: Nilaparvata lugens (brown planthopper)
Lineage: Eukaryota; Metazoa; Arthropoda; Insecta; Hemiptera; Delphacidae
Product: segmentation protein Runt-like
Exons: 5
Coding region: 1-636 (211 amino acids)
Biological process (GO): regulation of DNA-templated transcription
Cellular component (GO): nucleus
Molecular function (GO): ATP binding; RNA polymerase II cis-regulatory region sequence-specific DNA binding; DNA-binding transcription factor activity, RNA polymerase II-specific
Source: RefSeq, a predicted model, not a curated record